This is a messenger RNA of Stereum hirsutum FP-91666 SS1, 2097 nucleotides long. RefSeq lists its product as uncharacterized. Bases 1 to 2097 code for a protein of 698 amino acids. The record is from RefSeq and is a predicted model, not a curated record. The transcript has 4 exons. NCBI's taxonomy places the organism in Eukaryota, Fungi, Basidiomycota, Agaricomycetes, Russulales, Stereaceae.
AUGCCAGCGAACGUUACGGUUCCAACCGAGGAGGACAAGUAUCGUGCAGUAUCCCACCUUCUGUCGUCCUCUGGACACGAUGAUCCAGAGUAUGCCCAGAAAUGCAUCAGGCUUGCCGACCUAUUGUCAAGUUGCUAUCACACCUCAGGUUAUCUCGAUAUCGUUGACGACCUCACGUCUGCCAUUUCAUUACGCCGUCGAGCCCUCGAGCACGUCAUGAUCAGUGUUGUCGCUACGGCGCCGUCAUCGACCCUUCUAAACAUCAAGCUUUCCCUAGCCCGAGAUUUAGUCUCAUACUAUCGAGAAAUGCGCUCCUCCGUCGAAUUCAAUGAAGCCAUAGAGCUUCUCAAGGAGGUCAAACGAUCAGAGACCGUCCCUCCCGUGGACGCUCUCACUACCCUGGCGGAUGCUCUUAUUGAACAGGCUUCGUUCUUACUCUCGAAUAUCGCAGGAUUAGAUGAAGCUCUUAGUUUGCUUCGAGAGGCUCAGGCCUUCGCAGGCCAGACGGAUGCCCAGGUUUCUCGCAUCUUCAGCCUGCUCGGUAUGGGCCUGCGAAUGCGAUUCUUCGUCACUUCCGAUAUCUCUGACCUCGACGCCUCCAUUCAAAACUUCCGCUCCGCUAUCACAGCGUGUGGAUCCUCUUCUACCCCUACCCGCGACGUAUCUCGCUACCGCCUGGAUCUCGCUGACGGCCUCGACAUACGAUAUUCCCGAAACCAUGACGAUAUUCAAAGCCUUUCAGAGGCAAUAUGGAUCUACCGCACCACCAUCCUCGCCCUUCAAUCAACGCCAGGGUACCUGCCGAAAUAUAUGUACAAACUCGCCGGAAUGUUGUCCGCGCUCAGCAUUCACAACCCGGAUGACGAGUCAGCGUUUGAGGACGCAUUGGAGGCCUUCAAGUCGGUCGCUCUACUUCCCCAAGGCUCCAUUUUCUGGCGUCAUCAGGCUGCAUGUACCUGGGUGCGCUUCGCAGAAGAGCGGAAGCAUACGUCGACGCUGGACGCGUACCGUCGCCUCGUACAGCUUCUCGUGGAUGUUCCUCUUGAGAGCUGCAUCUGGCGAGUUCUUGGAGCACGUACGUGGGACGCUCAUGUGGAGCUCGAGCACCACGACCCGUCCGCGAAGUAUAAAGGAAUCGGCGGGUUUAUGGUGGUGUUGAAUGCGGCUGAGCACUCUUGCGAUGCGUUGGUCGUUUUCCCUUCCAAUACGAUCACCCAUGUCCCUCUCCCUCGGGUAUCGUUAGAUGAGCUCCGGAAGCUGCACGAGAACCGUGGUUCCAGCUUGAACAUGCUGAAACGCGCAUCCAAAAAGAUGUCAGCACACGGUGCUUCCGAUGCAUUAGGUGCUUUAUGGGAUACCAUCGUCCAUCCCAUACUAUCCGUACUCGGCGUUCUGACCUCAGGAGAUGAUAUCACAGCUGAUGACACACCGCACACGAAGCAGCGAGUCUGGUGGUGUCCUACCGGUCCAUUCAUAGGACUGCCUCUGCACGCAGCGCAGCCACAGAAAGGGCCAGGUUGUCUGGACUUCGUCAUAUCGUCCUACACGCCUACGAUCACCUCCCUCUUGGACGCUACUCGAGCCCCAGCAUCUACAGGUCCUGCCAACCUAUUCGCCAUCGCCCAGCCAAACACACCUGGUAUGAACCCCUUACCCUACGUCCGCCACGAGAUGGCCCGUAUUCAGUCUAUCCUUCCACCCGAACAAUGUGUAAUCCUAGAGGGCGCAUCAGCUACCGUCGAUUCCGUCCGGUCAUACUUCGAAAGAAACUGCCCUCAGUGGAUUCAUUUCGCAUGUCACGCGUCGCAGAGCCCCAAGAUGACUUACACCAGUGCUUUUCAUCUCUACGAUGGUCCACUGGACCUGAACGAGCUCAUGAGGAUAUUGCGUCAGCGUGCCGACCCAAUGUCACAAUUGGACUCAAACCCGUCUCAAUCUCCUGCGACUGAUCAAGGAUCAGCGAGUAGCCAUCCGGAAGAAUCCAGACCUCGAGCUUUAUUUCGGGAAGAAUUCGCAUGCUUGUUGGCCUGUCAUACCGCUGCAACACAAUCGAGCACUUCUGGAGCCGAUGAAGCCCUUACAGCCGUUUGCAUAUGA